Messenger RNA from Austrofundulus limnaeus, 1811 nucleotides. It is a transcript of the gene arsk, whose product is annotated as arylsulfatase family, member K. The record is from RefSeq and is a predicted model, not a curated record. The transcript has 8 exons. NCBI's taxonomy places the organism in Eukaryota, Metazoa, Chordata, Actinopteri, Cyprinodontiformes, Rivulidae. Gene Ontology annotation, molecular function: arylsulfatase activity; glucuronate-2-sulfatase activity. The coding region runs from base 135 to 1703 and encodes 522 amino acids.
UCCCGUUUCGGCAUAAAUCAGCGCUUAAAGACUGUUUACUUCUCCGAUGAAUCUCAUGUUUGCAGACUGUCUUCAUUUUUUUUUAAUUUUUUCACGACUGAAACGUAUUUAAAAGUUUGAGCUGAAUAGAAAGAAUGGUUUUUAUGGUGGUAUUCUUUUUCUUGUCCCAAAACUUUGGUGAAAGAACUUGCCAAAAUGUUUCCAGACCAAAUAUUGUUAUGGUGAUGAGUGAUGCAUUUGAUGGCCGAUUAUCCUUCGAUCCUGGCAGUAAAGUUGUCCAACUCCCGUACAUAAACUAUCUCAGGGAGCUUGGGUCCACCUUCGUUAAUGCCUACACAAACUCACCCAUCUGCUGCCCUUCAAGAGCAGCGAUGUGGAGCGGUCGCUUUGUCCACCUCACUCAGUCUUGGAACAACAACAAAUGCUUGGAUGCAAACGCGACUACGUGGAUGGAUUUGCUGAAGAGGAACGGAUAUCACACCAAGAUGAUGGGCAAGAUGGAUUAUAUCUCAGGGGGUCACUCUCUCAGUAAUCGAGUCGAGGCGUGGACACGGGAGGUUCAGUUCCUGCUGCGCCAAGAGGGCCGCCCCGUUUCUGAGCUUGUUGGGAACAUGUCGACUGUAAGAGUUAUGACGAAAGACUGGACAAACACAGAUGAAGCGACGCAGUGGAUCCGCCAGACCGGUGCCGUUUCCCACGAGCCCUUUGCAUUGUACCUCGGCCUCAACUUACCCCAUCCCUACCAGACUCGCUCUCUGGGGCCGACGGCCGGGGGUUCCACCUUCCGCAGCUCACCGUACUGGCUCACAAAAGUGUCUUCUGAGCUCGUCUCGGUUCCAAAAUGGCUGCCCAUGUCUGCCAUGCACCCUGUUGACUUCUACUCUACCGUCACCAAAAACUGCAGUGGUGCUUUCACAGUGGACGAGGUCAAAAGCAUUCGAACCUUUUAUUACGCCAUGUGUGCUGAAGCUGACGCCAUGCUGGGUCAGGUGAUUUCAGCCCUGAGAGAGACCGGCCUGCUCAACAACACGGUCGUCAUUUUCACAGCAGACCACGGAGAGCUCGCCAUGGAGCACCGGCAGUUCUACAAGAUGUCCAUGCUUGAAGGCAGUUCUCACGUUCCCCUGCUCAUCACGGGGCCCGGGCUGAUGUCUGGCCUGCAGGUCGACCAGCUUGUGUCCUUGGUCGAUCUCUAUCCCACUGUGCUAGAGAUCGCUGGUAUUUCAGCUCCGGUUGAUCUAAGUGGGCAUUCCCUCCUGCCUCUGAUAUCCACAUCCAGUGAUUUUUCCAAGAAGUCACAUUCUGACUGGGUGCUGAGUGAAUAUCAUGGCUGUAAUGCAAAUGCCUCUACAUAUAUGCUUCGAGUUGGCCACUGGAAAUAUAUCACCUAUUCAGAUGGUCUCAGUGUUCCCCCACAACUUUUUAACCUCGCUCUGGACAAGGAUGAACUUUAUAAUGUGGUUUUCAAAUUCCCAGAUGUGCAGGCUCAUCUGGACAAGCUGUUGCGCGACAUUGUGGACUACCCCGAAGUGUCCAAAGCUGUUCAUCUUUACAAUAAAGAAGCAUUUUCUGCGUGGCGGGACAGUUUGGGGAGUAACUAUAGCCAGGUCAUUGCUAACCUCAGAUGGCACAUGGAUUGGCAGAAGGAUGUGUUCGCCAACGAGAGAGCCAUUGACGAGUGGCUGAGUGACUCAGACGGCUGACUUUAAGUUGUUCAUUUUUACUUAAAAAAAAAACUAACAUUAUAAAUGAGAGAGCUGUUGUUUGAUUUGCACAUUCUAAAAAUACAGUGUUUUGGGAAAAUAUUGAAA